Molecule: messenger RNA, 497 nt
Organism: Truncatella angustata
Lineage: Eukaryota; Fungi; Ascomycota; Sordariomycetes; Amphisphaeriales; Sporocadaceae
Exons: 2
Coding region: 156-449 (97 amino acids)
Source: RefSeq, a predicted model, not a curated record
CGUAGCUGGUCUCGGGGGCGCUGUCGCGGACAUUUGUAGAUGACGCUGUCCUCGAGGGGCCAUUCGCUCCCUCCUCUGUGGCACCACCAGCGCCGGCACCGCGGCGUCGCGUCAGGCCUGACGACAUGCUCGUGCAAUCGAUGUUGGGAUAGAAGAUGCAGUCGGAUAUGCAAGUGCUGGUGCUGUUGUUGCGUGUGUUCGGUGGUUUGGACGGGGGAGGACGAGAUGGGAUGCCGUCUCUAGUCUUCGGACCAGGGUUUGGCAAGCACGAAGCAAAACAAGAUACGAUGCAGAUGCGAUGCAGAUACGUAACCUGGUCUUGGUCGAGGGUUGAAGUCGGUCAAUUCCGCUUCGUUUCGUAUCCUUUUUUCCCUGCGUUGCGUUGCGUUGCGUUGCGUUUAGCUCAGGUACGUACUUUUAUUUUCCCCGUCCCGCAGGCUACAGUUUAGCUCCUCACCAGGACAGGACAAAGAGCGUCAGGAAUGAUUGUGUUUUUC